Molecule: messenger RNA, 3962 nt
Organism: Camelus dromedarius (Arabian camel)
Lineage: Eukaryota; Metazoa; Chordata; Mammalia; Artiodactyla; Camelidae
Gene: SLC2A3
Product: solute carrier family 2 member 3
Exons: 10
Coding region: 179-1663 (494 amino acids)
Biological process (GO): dehydroascorbic acid transport
Cellular component (GO): plasma membrane
Molecular function (GO): D-glucose transmembrane transporter activity
Source: RefSeq, a predicted model, not a curated record
AUAAGUGCCCACUCAUUGCCGGCUUGUGAGGAUGAGCUGUUAGAGCGGUCCUGCGAGCAUCUCGAGGAGAACUUAAUGCCGGGAAGGACGUGGUGAAGGAUUUGUUGGCUGGGAGAGGUGUCUCUGGAAUCCGACUCCCAGAUCUUACUGAGGAUUCGAAAAGAAUUGAAUUAGGGCCAUGGGGACAGCGAAGGUCACCGCACCUCUGAUCUUUGCCAUCACUGUUGCUACAAUCGGCUCUUUCCAGUUUGGUUACAACACCGGAGUAAUCAAUGCUCCUGAGGUGAUCAUAAAGGACUUUCUCAAUUAUACUUUGGAAGAUAGGUUAGACAAGCUUCCCUCUAAGGAGUUACUCACGUCUCUGUGGUCCUUGUCUGUGGCCAUCUUCUCCGUCGGUGGUAUGAUUGGCUCCUUUUCUGUUGGACUCUUUGUCAACCGAUUUGGCAGGCGCAAUUCAAUGCUAAUCGUCAACCUGUUGGCCAUUGCUGGUGGCUGCCUGAUGGGUUUCUGCAAAAUAGCGGAGUCGGUUGAAAUGCUGAUCCUGGGCCGACUGAUUAUUGGCAUCUUCUGUGGACUCUGCACAGGAUUUGUCCCCAUGUACAUUGGGGAGAUAUCUCCUACUGCCCUGCGGGGGGCCUUCGGCACUCUCAACCAGCUGGGCAUCGUUAUCGGGAUUCUGGUGGCCCAGAUCUUUGGUCUGAAAGUCAUCAUGGGGACUGAAGAGCUCUGGCCACUGCUCUUGGGCUUCACCAUUAUUCCAGCUGUCCUGCAAUGUGCUGCGCUGCCAUUUUGCCCCGAAAGUCCGAGAUUCUUGCUCAUUAACAGAAAAGAAGAGGAGAAUGCUAAGGAGAUCCUCCAGCGAUUGUGGGGCACCCAGGAUGUGGCUCAGGACAUCCAGGAGAUGAAAGACGAGAGUGUUCGGAUGGCACAAGAAAAGCAAGUCACUGUGCUGGAGCUCUUCAGAGCGCCCAGCUACCGCCAGCCCAUCAUCAUCUCCGUCAUGCUGCAGCUCUCCCAGCAGCUCUCCGGGAUCAACGCCGUGUUCUAUUACUCAACGGGAAUCUUCAAAGAUGCAGGUGUCCAGGAGCCGGUCUAUGCCACUAUUGGUGCUGGCGUGGUUAAUACGAUCUUCACUGUGGUUUCUCUGUUCCUGGUGGAAAGGGCGGGGAGGAGGACUCUACAUCUGACAGGCCUUGGAGGAAUGGCUUUCUGUUCUGUCCUCAUGACGAUUUCCUUGCUGUUAAAGGAUAAUUAUAAUUGGAUGAGCUUUAUCUGUAUUGGGGCCAUCUUGGUCUUCGUGGCCUUCUUUGAAAUUGGCCCAGGCCCCAUUCCCUGGUUUAUUGUGGCUGAACUCUUUGGCCAGGGACCCCGCCCAGCUGCAAUGGCAGUGGCUGGUUGUUCCAACUGGACCUCCAACUUCUUGGUUGGAUUGCUCUUCCCCUCGGCUGCAUUCUACUUAGGAGCCUACGUUUUUAUUGUCUUCACCGCCUUCCUCGUUAUCUUCUGGGUCUUCACCUUCUUCAAAGUCCCUGAGACCCGUGGCAGGACUUUUGAGGAAAUUACACGCGCCUUCGAAGGGCAGGCGCAGGAGGGUCACCGCGCUGAGAAGGGCCCAGUCAUGGAGAUGAACAGCAUCCAGCCCACCAAGGACACCAACGUCUAAGCGGGGCCUCCCUCCCGCCUCCCUCCCGCCAGGAGAAGCAACCUCUCCCUGCAAGGGGAGAGACCUCAUCAGGUUGUAACCCAGGACUGUUUCUGAUUGCUGCUACUUGAUUCCUUUCUCAUCCCACACACUCGAGGGGACCUCAGAGGAUCCCCAGGCCGGGGUUAGUCCUUAUUUUCAGUGGCUUUUUAGAAUCUCAUUUCUUGGACACUCUCCCCUGCUGAGGAGAGACCAAGUGAACCUACCUUCAUUUCAGGAGGGCUUGACCCCUUGGCAUCUGACAGCUUUGCCAGCUCUUGCUCCCUUAGGGUCUCAUGUUGCUCCCGGGGGCCUUUAGGGGAGUGAGCGGGAGGGCGCGGUUCCUCUAACCUCAGACCUACCAGGAAGCAAAGACACACGAGUGUGGAGGGCAGAGAGGGGUCACCUGAGAGCACCUUCCUCACUUCCAUACAGCUCUGCAGAGCAAAUUAACUUGAGUUUUAUUUAUUUUAUCUUCUGGUUUUAUUGCAUAAAUAUUUAUUUUUUUAAGUGUAAAGUAAUUUUACCAAAUAAUGAAAGCAUAAGGAAAUUGAGGUUAGAGGGAGGUGCUUAAAGAGAGGUUCUCGGGUGGAAGAUUCAAUACCGAAGAGGUUACGGUGCAAUAAGGGACGAAUUUAGGGAGAAAUGUGAUGCGUUAUUAGAGGGGCUAUGAUGUGGUGUGUGAGGUUUGCACGUUGCCUCUUAAACAUUUCUGUUCUUCAGACGAAAAUUCUCUAGUUUAAUUUCUCAGAAAAGUCACGGUGCCUGUAUAAAGAAGCUAUCGGUUUCCUUCGGAACUUCUUUCUUUGUUUAAGAUUGUAUGUAGCAGUACUUGAAAUCUAGGCUCAUUACUAAGAUGAGCAUUGUAGUUAAUGGUGGUUGUUGGGUUCUAAUUUUGGAUGGAGUCCAGAGAAGGGGUGGUUAUUUCUAGAAACCCUCUGUCCCCUCACUGGACCAACUUCUUUCUCCUGUAGUGAACUCAGUUUUUUUUUUUUAAGUACUUGUACCACCUGUCUGGUGGGAGAGCCUCCCAAGUGAGCAACCUAAAAUACUGGUUCUUGGUAGAGGUUCAUUAUUUCUUCAGUUUGUUCUUUAGAAGAUUUUAGAUUUUUAUUAUUAUUAUUAUUACUAUUAUUAUUAUUAUUAUUAUUUUACUUUAAGCCAUAGCUUUAAAAGAAUUCAGAGAUGUUCAUAGCUAACUUGGAACUUGUAACCUCAGCUUUGGGAGAGGAUUUUCCUGAACAAUUAUUAUCUAGUUGCAGUAUGUUGUUACAUUAGGGUUAUCUCAUGCUUGUUUCCGUCUGUUACCAUGUCAAGUUACCCUGGUCACCAUGUUACCAUAGUAUUAUGGCAAGCGUCCUUAAGGGGCUUGAACCUUUCCCACAGACCACAUUGGAGUCGCUGUGAGUAGAUGUGCAGCGUGGCCCACACUUGAGAGUGUGAAUGUGCGCCGUCGCUUUGUUCUGGGUGGAAGGCGUUUAUGGGUGACUUGUUUCCUCUGUGUUCCUAAGGCGUCCUUUUGGAUAGAGUGUGUUAAGACGACUCAUUCCUCUGUAUGUAAAUAGCGCUGCCCCUGCUGGGUGCAGUCUGCAUCUGUGGUUGCCUUCGGGCCUUCAGCGAAGCUCAGUCUCAUCUGGCUGCCUGUGUUAGGAGGGGGAGCCCCCUCCAUUCUGAGACUGAGGGUGGAGGGCUGCAUAGUCAGACAGUGGAAGCAGGAAAGGAUGUGGGAUCAGGCCGUGUGGCCUCCUGCGGGCACUGGGAGGGAGGCAUUCUUUAAGGGGAUAAGAAACAAACUGAAGACUUUGAACUCAGGCGGUUCAGAGACUUGGAUGAGAUGGAGGGGUUCACACCUGCCAUGGUCACAGACACCUCCGCAAUCAUCCAGUCUCCCAGUAUUUUUAGAGAUGGCUGUUGGACCCCUCUCCCCGUUUUCAUAUGUUGCCUGAUCUCCCAGUCCCUCUUUGGUGCUUACAGAUUUCAGGCCCUUUAGCCAAACCCUUGCCUAUGACGUAUUUUGGUUCUCAGUUCUCACCAUUUCCUCUGGUCAUUGAGCCUCUGUUUAUAAGCUCGAGAGCCAAGGAUGGGGCUUUGCCAGAAGGUGACUUUCUUCUAACUGUACGUCUGCUUCUGGCUCCUCAAAAACAGUGGGUUGGCAGUACUGCAGUGUGGAAAUUUUCCCAUUUCUCAGUGACCAGAUUGUGAAUAAUUUCCAAAUGGAUUUUCUAUUAUUGUUACCGUGGUUCUUUGUUUUGAAAUAAAAAUUCUGAAUGUAUACAUAGCA